AUGGUACGCGCAGUGAAGCAGCGUCAACCGGCUGAGAUCACAAACAUCGACGUUGAGAACUCGAUCCAAUGGGGACAUUUACUCGUACCGUACGAUGACUCCGUCAGAGCAGUGGAAGUCUCGCAGUUGUUUGCUCGUUAUCGGGAAUGUGCACUGAGUGACGCGGUCUCUCGCUCUCUAGAAGCGACGAAACUGUUCACGGAUUUGAUGCUAGAAUUCUUUCUUGGCUUUGAUAGCGUUGUGGAACUGCAGCUAGUACUGCUAAAGCAAACGCUGUAUCCGGACUGGACGCAGCGUACACUGUGUUGGGAGAUCUGGAGGGAAUUGCUGUGCUUCAGUUGGGACGAAACACUCGCAGGGCAGACGCUUCAACUGCUUCUCGAUAUCACGCAGUGGGACGACGACUCGGGUGCAUCCUUCGUGCUUGCAAGUGGCGUGGGGGACGAAAUCCUGCAGUUGAUCGCGUUCGUCUACGCUGAUCUUCCUGUAUCGCUCAAGGACGUGUGCAUGGACCAAGUGACAGCAAUUAUCGACGUGGUCAGUAGCGAAGGUCCAGGCCACCAGUUCAAUCUGCGCGUGGCGUCGCAGCUGCAUUUGCUCGAGAAGUUAGUAGCCGUCCAGUUCCUGAAAUUGUACGACGGGCCGAUGAAAGAUGAGUGGAUCGCAAAGUAUCUUCCCAUGUGCUUCGAAUGCUGUGGCACCGUUCUUGAGCUUUUAUCAGCCGAAGGAAAAACUCCAUUAGCCAAGCAUGAAGACAUUCUCGGAAUGAUGCGUGUGCUGGACAUGUGUCUGAUGGUGUUGAGAGGAGUGUUCGAUGACAACGAGCCCAAGCAAGAUGAUAUCGCGGAGUUGUCGGUCAUUUUAGUUCGCAUGUCUACCGAGGCCUUAACACAGCUAGCGAAGCACAUGAAACACACAGGAAGCUCUCAAUCUGACGUACUACCAGGUAGUAAACGCACAAGUCGAAGCGAAAGACUGGAGAAAACGGGGUCUCGCUGUUUUGGACGGGCGAUUGAGACGUCGUUGUAUCUACUUUCGAAGCUUGGACCGGUGCUCAAGGCGAACAGAAGCAACCAGUGUGUGCAAGUGAUGAAGGAUCUACGUACGAUUACUGACAACACGCAGGCUGGUGACACGUUGAUCGUCACGGCACAGUUUAUCGGGGCUUCCUUGUUCGACGUGCAGGUUGCUAGCGGUGACAUUCCUAUCGUGACGCAGUUGCUGUUCAGUCUAUUCCAGAAACUCUUCGCUGCUGCUCCUCGCACUGGUGGCCGUCAGUUAGCGCCGUUGACGUUGCUACUUUCAGUGGGUCUAGAUGCCCUGUACGAGCUGCUUGCGCACUCAAACAUUGUGGAGCAGUCAGGUGCAGCAUUAAGUACGCUUUUGGCUGGAAAUCUUAAGCAGUCGUUCGUACAAAGCGUGUCGAUGCGGAAACUUAGUCCUGACGAUGUUGCCAAGGCGUUGGAGACGGCUCAAUCCAGUACACUUCAGUCUCUCAAGAGGAAUCAGAGCUCCGGUUACCGUGUCUUUAGGGGUCGAUUCCCUGAUGAGUCUUCUGAAUUGUAUGCUGAUCCUGAGCAGAGCAGCCACGACUUUUCCAACAAACGAUCAGCAGAAGACUCGUCUGAAUCACUGCCGCAGAAGCGUCACAAGCUCGACCAUUUUGUGUCUUUGUGUCGAGAAAUCGAGUCCUCGUUAGCGUCCAUUGAGAGCGACGAGGCUGCUGCGAACAUAUUAUCGGGCAAGGAGCUAGAAGACGCCACCGCUGUGCUGCACAAACUGCUCACGAAAACGAUAAUGUUGUGCUGA
Phytophthora infestans T30-4 is the source of this 1809-nucleotide messenger RNA. RefSeq lists its product as uncharacterized. Lineage: Eukaryota; Oomycota; Peronosporomycetes; Peronosporales; Peronosporaceae. The record is from RefSeq and is a predicted model, not a curated record. The coding region runs from base 1 to 1809 and encodes 602 amino acids. The transcript is spliced from 2 exons.